This is a messenger RNA of Wyeomyia smithii (pitcher-plant mosquito), 5890 nucleotides long. RefSeq lists its product as uncharacterized. The coding region runs from base 179 to 5554 and encodes 1791 amino acids. NCBI's taxonomy places the organism in Eukaryota, Metazoa, Arthropoda, Insecta, Diptera, Culicidae. The record is from RefSeq and is a predicted model, not a curated record. Gene Ontology annotation, cellular component: plasma membrane. Gene Ontology annotation, molecular function: metalloendopeptidase activity. Gene Ontology annotation, biological process: protein processing. The transcript is spliced from 26 exons.
CGGACAUCGUUACCGUCAAUAUCUCCUCAUCCGGAAAAGCGCUGGUCAGUUGUUCGGUUUGUAGGUAACUUGUGGUUGGUGGAUUAUUUUUUCGCCAUGUCGCUGGGAAGCGGUUGAAUUGGACCAUUAUUCACAACUCAUUCCUUGAAGCACCGUACUGCAUAGCACUCAGUGCAGAAUGGCGACUAAGCGGAUUUGGACCACAGACCAGCAUAUUGAGAGCCAGCUGACCGCCAAGAUAAACAAUGCGAUUCACAGCAGCAGCGCAGACAGACCAUUCACCGACAGUACGGGUUCGGGUACCGGGAAUGGCAUCAAUACCAGCCGGAAUCCCUACCUCGUGGGGGUGCAAUCAAGAUUUCGACGACGCUACUACCACAAAUCCAUCUUUAUCAUACUGAUCGUGGUGAUCGUGAUUCUCCUUAUCGGACUCAUCGUUGUUGCCUGCUUACUGCACUUCCCACCGGCCGUCUGCCAUAGCGCAGAUUGUCUUCGCACGGCAGCGGCUCUCAAGCAAAGCAUGGACACGGGAGUGGAUCCGUGUGAAGACUUCUACCGCUACACCUGCGGCAACUGGGCGGAUGAUCAUCCCCGGCCGGACAGUUACACCAGUUACGACUGGUUUAGCGAACGGCAGUCGAGGAUUUUGCGCAACAUUCGCCAAUAUCUGCAGCUGAACGACAGUACCAGCGAUGAUCCCAAGCCAGUUAAGCAGGCACGGAGUAUGUAUCGAGGGUGCAUGAAUUUGACUGCCAUGGACGCUCUCGGUUAUGAGCCGAUUUUUACGCUACUGAGUGAGUUCUAUCUACCGGACUAUCCAACGAUGCUGAACAUUACGGACACGAACUACGAAGACUAUAGCUUCGAUUGGGUGCGAUCCCUAGCGAAGAUACGACAACUGUUCGGGUUCGAUAUUAUGAUAGGUUUCGACGUGUUCCCCGAUCCGACGAACCGAGACUUUAACAAACUGGUAUUGGGAACCCCCGAAAAGAAGUCCGAUUUACCUUUCAAUGAAAACAUCCUACAGCACAUAACGAAUGCCAAACACCGGAUCAUGGUCAGCGAAAAGGAUGAUGAUGAUGACGACGAUGAUGCGGAAGAGAACACAAACUAUAUGAAAGCCUACAAAACCUUCAUGAUAGGAACUAUGAAAAUUCUUGUUAACAAUAGCGACCCAAAAACUGAUCUGGACGGUUUCAAGGACAGUUUCACGAAAGCAGCUGACGUUUACGUCAAGAUGUCCAAGGUUUUGUUGAAGCUAGACAAACUAGCGGAAAAUUCCUCUAAGAGCAACUUGGCGGAGGAUUCGCUCAAUCUGCAAGAUCUGGUGAAUACCACCGCUCGGGAGCUACAGGCACUCACCGAUCAGUUUCUGGCACCCAGGGAUCCACUGCCGAUCUGGGAACAGUACUUAGAUGAAGUCUUUGACGGUGUCCCGGAGGCGCAGCUGAACCUGAACGAAGAUCUAAUAUUGACAAGCAACGCCGAUAUCUACUAUCUGCAGCUGUUGACAGACUACCUAUCGCGAACUCCCCUGGUUCACAUCGAACUGUUCAUCUGGUGGAACGUAGUCGAGGAGCUUAUCCUGCAUACCACCACUGAAAUCAGGAAGCUGCACUACGAGUACUACAAGGUGACAGCCGUAACGGAAGGAUUUACACCGCGAUCGCUGUACUGUGUGGGAGCGGUCAACAAGCUCAUGGGUAUGGCCGUAAGCUACGCAAUCGCCGAUAAGCACUUUCUGCGAGAUACUAAACCUGAAAUGCAGAGGAUGUUGCGUUACAUACAGGGUGCAUUCGAGCGGCUGGUUCGCGAUGCCACCUGGAUGGACUGGAAGACCAAGCGAUCCACUCUGGAUAAGUCCAAAGCUAUGCGCAGUCUGAUUGGUUUUCCUGAGUGGCUACUGAACCAAACGAAACUGGAGGAGCACUAUGAUAAGCUGGAGAUAGAUGACGCACAACAUUUGGACAACAUGAUGCAGGUCAUCCAGCUUAGAAACAUCAAACAGCUACGUCGAUGGCGGCUGAAGAACGUUCUGAGUUGGGACACUGUCCCAACAAACGUGAAUGCAUUUCAUACCUUUCAGGACAACGCCAUUACCGUUCCGAUCGCCAUUCUGCAGUAUCCUUUCUACCAUUUGACUGUUUUGUGCACCCAAUCGAACGUAGGCGCGCACCCAUCGCACAAUGCUACUACCAAUAACGCACGCGUGUCUUCCGAAUUGCGAACACUUGCAAAUUGCUUGUUUUUUCCACCAACUUUUUCAUCAGUUGUUAAGGUUGCCUAUUACGCCUAUUCCAGAGCACUGAACUACGGAGCCAUUGGGACGAUUUUGGGACACGAAUUGACCCAUGGGUUUGAUGAUAGUGGACGUCAGUUUGACCAGGGAGGUAACCUCAAGCAAUGGUGGUCUAACAGCACCAUCCGAGAAUACGUUAAUCGUACUGCAUGCUUCGUGCAACAAUACAGUGGAUAUUACAUCGACGAAGCGAAGGACUACAUUGAUGGCCGACAAACCCUAGGGGAGAACAUCGCCGAUAACGGGGGCGUUCGGGAAGCGUAUUAUGCGUACAAAAUGUACGCUCAGCUUGAAGGCAAGGAGCCACUGCUGCCGGGCUUCGAGAACUACACUCACGAGCAGCUGUUUUUCAUUUCCUACGGAAAUCUGUGGUGUGAAUCUCACACUGCAUCCGCGGCAAAAGCAGCCCUCGAUGAUACUCACUGCCCGGGUUGGGUACGACUGAAAGGGGUUCUCAGUAAUUCGCAGGAAUUUAGCCGGACAUUCGGCUGCCGGCCGGGAAGUGGUAUGAAUCCAACCGGAGACAAGUGUCGAAUUUGCACCUCGACAAAUCAUCUUCUAAAAUGUCAGAUUUAUGUAACUCCAUCUCGUGAUUUCGACAACCAAAAGAGAACUGGUCUUCAGCAAUGUUGUUCAGGAGGUCAUGGGGUUGUCUUCGGUGGACAGUAUGGUUUGAAAUUCGACCGCAAUGCGGCGCUGGAUCACACAAAUGGGCUUGGCCGCUUAAAGAACGAAAACGGUCAGUUCACAACAGACUCUCAGGAAACACUUAGUGUCAUGAUGGAAACACACUUCCCAGGCUCGACUCAAUUGACUUCCGGAAAUGCACAGGACUUCUAUAUGGCUCAACCUAGCUCAAUUCACGACAAGGUUAAAGCUCAAGAAUUAGCCAGUCCGCCCAUAAGUUCCGUGUGGCAGGAUUUUCCCACAGACGACGUCCGAACGGCACUAAGUCAGGUCAAAAGUAUUCAUUCUAUUUACCAUUAUAACAUCAUUCCAAUACCAUUUUUCUGUUGGGUUUCUUUCAGCUCCUGUCGCGUUUUCUGUCGAAGGUUUUUUAUUUGUAUUUUACUUCUCGCGGUGGUUCUGCUCUCUUCCGUUAUAUACGCCGCCAUACGUUAUGCAAGAAGUCUGCCAGACGUUUGUCACACCAAAGAAUGCCUACGAUCCGCUGCUGCCUUCAAGCAAAGCAUGGACCUAACGGUAGAUCCCUGCGAGGAUUUCUACUCGUAUGUGUGCGGUAACUGGGCAGACGAUCAUCCUCGUCCGGAAGCUCGCGGGGAAUAUGAUUGGUUCGGUGAACGGCAGAUCAAAAUCUUCCGCAAUAUUCGAGCUAAGCUGGAGACGAAUGCUAGCAAGUCGGAUCCGAAACCGGUUGCACAAUCGAAAGCGAUGUACAAAUCCUGCUUGAAUUAUGCUACUCGAAAGCGGGAAGGGUUCAAAGCUGUGGGUAAGUAUUUGAGAGAGUUUGGACUACCAGCGGUUCCUACGCUACUCAGUCAAUCGAGAACCUCAGCCAGAAACUUCAAAUUCGACUGGAUAAGUUCGGUUGCCAAGAUUCAACGAACGCUUGGGUUGAAUGUGAUUAUCGGGUUUGAUAUUGUUCCUGAUCACUUGGAUAAGAAUAGAAACCGGCUGACGCUGGAGUAUUUCUAUUCUCCACCCGAUUUUCAGUUUCCAUUCUAUGAAUGGUCAAAGUUCAAACCGAAUGGUCACAAUCGACUGGCUAGGAGAAUCAAACAGAACAGUGAUGAGGAGGAGGACGAGGAUGAAAAUGAAGAAUCGUUCAACCCAGAGGAGGUUGCCGAAGUGCUGGAACAAACCGUGGAGGCAAUCCAUCCAGGCUUGAACAUUAUGAAAUGGAAAAACCGAUUCCCAACAUUAGCUGAGCAGUUCAUAGACUUUGACAAAUCGCUACCAGAGCGAUAUGAGCCUGAGGAAGAGGAAGAGCCAGAUUAUUUCACUGUCGAACAAUUGCAAAACCUUACCGAUUCAUAUAUCACCCCUAGAAAGCCCUAUCCAGUUUGGCAACGCUACCUGGACGUCUUGUUCGCCGAUAUCCCCGAUGCAAAACCCAAACUGGACGAAAAGUUGCAAAUCGAUAACGGUACAGUCCAAUAUCUACAUAAACUAGUAGACUCUGUGUCGCGUCAGUCGCUAGCUCACAUCGAAUUGUACGUCUGGAGCCGGGUGGCAAGUUUCCUGGUUGAUCACGAGCUAAACGACAUCGAGUCCGAGCAGGAAUGUGCCGAAAAUGUGCACCGAUUUUUUGGCUUGGCCGUUAGUUAUGCCAUUGCAGACUCUGACUUUUUAGCCGAGACGAAACCCCGUAUCGAAAGAAUGCUGAGGGAAAUCGGGACCGAGUUUGAUCGUAUGGUACUCGAAACGGACUGGAUGGAUGCCUACACGAAGUAUGCCUCGCUGGAGAAGUCCAAGGCAAUGAAAAAUUUGGUUGGAUUUCCGGAUUGGAUCGUGGACACCAAAAAGUUGGAGGAAUACUAUGAAGGACUAGAGAUCGAUGAGGGUCGUUAUCUGGAGAACUGGAUUAAUGCAAUCCAAUUUCUGCAGACGGAUAAACUACGCUCUUGGCAAGUCAAAAACAACCGAGUCUGGGACAUGGAUCCGACGGAAGUUAAUGCAUUCUAUCUGGCUGACCGAAAUGCUAUUUAUAUUCCUAUAGCGAUUAUACAGUAUCCCUUUUAUCAUUUAGGGCUAGAAGCACUGAACUACGGAGCGCUCGGUGAGGUACUUGGUCAUGAGCUAACUCAUGGUUUUGAUAAUUCUGGACGCCACUAUGACAAGAACGGAAACAUGAAACGCUGGUGGUCUAAUCAUACAAUACAGGAGUACGACGAUCGGGCCGACUGCUUCGUAGACCAAUACAGUAGCUUUUAUGUCAAGGAAGCAAAGCAAUACGUCAAUGGCAGUUUAACUUUGGGGGAAAACAUUGCCGAUAACGGAGGACUUCGGGAGGCGUUUUGGGCCUACAAAGCGUUUCAAAAAAUGCAUGGCCCCGAACCGAACCUUCCUGGGUUCGAUGGUUUUACCCACGAACAGCUGCUUUUUAUUUCGUACGGAAAUCAAAACUGCCAGAUAAUUUCACCAAGGGCCGCUAAAGGAUUCCUGGAGGAUGAACAUAGUCCGUCCCGGUUUCGAGUACGGGGAGUCCUAAGUAAUAUGCAGGAGUUUAGCGACGCUUUUAACUGCCCGGCUGGCAGCGCUAUGAAUCCUCAGAAAAAAUGUCGCAUCUGGUAGUUUUGGCCUAACCUGAAGUUGAAGACUUAUAGUGUAUACAAAAAACGUUGUCCUGGUUUUUUUAUUGGAACCGUCGACAAGAAGUAACAAAGAAGAAUGUAGGAAAAAAAUAGAUAAGAUUAGUUUCUAGAUACUACCAAUGAUUUUAUUGAAACUAUUUGACAUCUUCAAAAAAGUUUUUCGAACACCUAUUUGUAUUUUAUACUGUAUAUAAAUUUUUUGUUCUUAUUUCUGUUGAACCGUCGGAAUUAAACAUAAAUGAAGGAAGGAAUAUAUUAGAGCAUUGUAAUUAAAAAUAAAUGUAAGAAAUUAGACAAGAUUAGUUUUCGGAUAAAA